Molecule: messenger RNA, 1062 nt
Organism: Laccaria bicolor S238N-H82
Lineage: Eukaryota; Fungi; Basidiomycota; Agaricomycetes; Agaricales; Hydnangiaceae
Exons: 3
Coding region: 1-1062 (353 amino acids)
Molecular function (GO): protein binding; 6-phosphogluconolactonase activity
Source: RefSeq, a predicted model, not a curated record
AUGAUUUAUCGCAUCCUCGUCUCGGCGUACACAGACUUCAUCUCAACUCUCACUUUUGACCCUGCAACAUCCGCUUUGGAGGUAGCAUCCAUCGUUUCUGUUGGCCAAAAUCCAUCCUGGAUCACUUUUCAUCCUACCAAUGGCGACCACUCUUUGGUCUGGACUGGGUUGGAGCGGGCCGAGGGAAAGAUACUCGCUUUAAAGUAUGACGCCGAUGGACAAGGAAAAAUUGUAGCAGAAGCGCCAAGUGAAGGGGAUGACCCCUGUUCAUUGUUCGCGACAGAGGAUCAGUUAAUUAUCGCAAAUUAUUCUUCAGGCAGUCUUACUUUUCUCCCAAUAUCACCAGAACCCCCUUAUCUGAUUUUAUCUCCAAUCACCAUUCAACUGAGUGGAUCUGGCCCGAACAAAAACAGGCAGGAGGGGUCUCACCCACAUCAAGCCAUGAUUCACCCAGAAUAUCAAGAACUCUUUGUCCCAGACCUUGGUGCUGAUCGCGUAUGCCGCUUCAAAAGGCGGGGAGAUGGUUCGUGGAAAAUUCAUGGACACAUUGGAUACGCAAGUGGCGGUGGCCCGCGUCAUGUAGCGUUUUACGACGGCCAUCUUUUCACAGUCCUUGAAUUAUCAAACAAGCUUGUGCGACACCGCUUACCUCCACUCCCCGCCCUUCCAACUUUGGUAGCGUCCACCCCGACCAUGUCUCAACCUCUACCUCCGGACAACGACAUGAUCGCAGCAGAAAUUCUUAUUCCGGUUCCGAACCCAUCAUUCCCGACGCCUUACCUCUAUCUUUCGAAUCGGAAUGACCCGUCGCCGGAGGGUGACAUCAUAUCAAUUUUUGCAAUCGAGAAUCCAGACACGCUCGAACUGGUAGCAGAAGUCAGGACAGGCAUGACGCAUGUUCGCGCAAUGCAAUUUGGCGGUCCGGACGAUAAAUACCUGAUCGCCGGCGGCACGAACGGCGGAGGAGUGAAGGUCUUCGAAAGAGUAAAUUUAGGCAAGGGUUUGAAAGAGGUCGCGGCAAAUAUUUCCGUAAAAGCCCCGACGGCAUUCUUGUGGUUUUGA